Molecule: messenger RNA, 1581 nt
Organism: Caenorhabditis briggsae
Lineage: Eukaryota; Metazoa; Nematoda; Chromadorea; Rhabditida; Rhabditidae
Exons: 5
Coding region: 1-1581 (526 amino acids)
Biological process (GO): transcription by RNA polymerase I; transcription by RNA polymerase II; nucleotide-excision repair
Cellular component (GO): transcription factor TFIIH holo complex; transcription factor TFIIH core complex
Source: RefSeq, a predicted model, not a curated record
AUGUCUGAUGAAACCGAAGCAUUAGUGAGAGUUGAUAAUGUGAAGUACAGAAAGGCUGGAGAAGGAAAAUCGCCAAUUGGACGAUUGAUUCUGUUUAGUGAUUAUAUUGAAUGGAGAGACAACGCGAGUCCAGAAGUAUUCACAUGUAAAUUUAUCCGUAUCAAUGGUCAGCGUGUCUCACCACCACACAAAUCAAAAGUUCAAUUGCAAUUGAAUUUGAGAAACGACGAGCAGGCUACUUUUGUGUUCUUGGACCCCGGUGCAUCAAAAGAAGAACUUACGAAGCAGCGAGAUAAUAUCAAAGAGAAACUUCAAGCUGCUUUAUUGGAACAUCGCCAUCGUGUGCAGGAGUUAGCGAAAUCAGUAGAGAGCCAGUCGAAACAAGUGGAGUUGCAAGCGAAACAAAAAAUUCUGCAAGAAGAUCGCAAUCUUGAAAAGCUCUAUAAAAAUCUAGUUGCUACGAAAGUAAUCACUCCACAAGAUUUUUGGGCAGACUACUAUCAGAAAGAAGGCGUUUCGGAAGAUAGAAUUGGAAUCAACGGAGCGUUUCUUGCAAAUAUCGUUCAACAGGAAGGAACUAAUGGAGUACGAUUGAAUCUCAAUCCAGAUAUUAUUCAAGCGAUUUACACCACUUAUCCAGCAGUCCAGAAGAAGAAUCUCGAAUUGGUUCCACAUGAAAUGUCAGAAGAGACAUUCUGGAAGAAGUUCUUCCAGUCACAUUAUUUUCAUCGCGAAAAAGAGGUUCUUCCAAAUCCCAAAGAUCCAUUUGCUGAAUGCGUUCGUGACGACGAAGAAGAAAUGACAAAGAUGACAUCUGAGAGGAUUCAAAGAAAACGAUUCGAUCUGGACCAUAUCGAUGACAAUGGUCUCAGAGAUUUUGUUCAUAAAUCAGAAUCGCUACCAAAAACUACGAGAAACACCCUUAUCAAAAGAUGUAACUAUUUAUCCGAAAAAAUUUUGGCCAGUUCAUGGAAAACAGGAGAGACAAAAACAUCUGGAAAGAAGGGGUUCGGUGUUUUGGAUAGACUCGUAGCAGAAACAGAAGGGAGAUUGGAAUCCGAGGAUCUUGCUGAGAAAGAAAUUGAGGAAGAAGUUCAGCUUGUCCGCAUCAAUUCGUCAGCAAAAGCUUCUCAAUCUGUCUACUCGAAAAAAGAUGUGGCAAAGUACAAAGGAAUCGUAGCUGACUAUUUUCAAAAUUGGUCUGUUGAAGAUAUCCUUCAUCGAAAUGAAAUGCUUCUGGAUCAACAAGAAAUGGAUGCUCUUGAAAUGGAAGAGGCAAUGAGAGAGGAUGAAGAUAAAGCUUCGCCUCCCGAGGCUUGGUGCCAGUCUGCGCAGGAACUAGGGAAGAUCAGGGAUAUUCAUAGCUCGGUGCGUGAAAUCUGCAGACAGUUCUGGAAAUGUUUUCCACCUGUGAGCAAUGAAACAGAAGAGAAGUUGAUUAGAAUGGCAGGUACUUUGGAGAAAUUCAAGAAUGAGAUAACGAAUAAAGACAUGGACCCUGCGAAUAUUGCUCAUUGUACGCAGAUGAUUGAUCUCGCGCUUCAAAAGUUUGAAGCUUAUGAUUCGAAGAAGAUGCAGUAA